GGCCCCAAGAUCUGUUUUGUUUUGUUAUCUCACUGAGAUUGUUUGUAUGUUAUUGGUCUGUGUUGUUUGUUGUGGUGUUAAAUAAAAUCACGAUGGAGAAUUAUGAAAAUAUCUACAAUUCAAUUUGUCGUUUAUGUUUGAGUUAUAGUAACAGUAAAAAAAUGGUGCCUCUUAUUGAUAAAAACAGCCAAGACGGCCUGACUGCUUAUGCAAAAGCCGUGUCGACUUUUACCCACGUUAGCUUUUCAAAAGAUGACUGUUUCCCCAGUUAUAUGUGCUUGAAGUGUUUGUAUUUACUAAAACAAGCUAUCCGCUUCAAAUUGGUUGCUGAAUCAAGUGAUGAUUGCUUAAAAAAAUUGAAGGAUUCGGUUGGCAGUGAUGGCGAAAGUUUGAAAGAAAAAAUCAUAGAAUUUACAAUGUUAAAGUUUUAUUUUCCUAAUGAGUGUUUUAAAAGUGAGGAAACAAACCACACAAACCAGUGCAAUGACGUGAACCAUGAUAUGGGAAAAGAUAACAAAGCUAAAGAAUAUCAAAGCAGUAACAACAGCGUGGAUGAUAUGGAUGUAUUUUUGGAUAACCCCAUUCAUGAAUCAGACACUGAACAAAAUAAAUCACAUAAAAAAGAUGAAAUACUUGAUAAAAUAGAGGGCCUCAUUGGUUCACACACAUUCAAAUCACAAUUCCCAAUCACAGUACGAAGACAGUUUUACCACUUACGGCAUAGAAAGAUAAAAUGGGUAAACAAAAAGCUUUUGAGAGAACAAUAUAAACAAAACAGAAAAGAAAAGAAGCAGCAUAGAGUACAGAAAAGGAACUUUGUUUGCAAUGUUUGCAAUAGAGUAUUGGCAAACAAACACACAUAUGACUAUCAUAUGCAAAGUCAUAAGGGGUACAGGUUCAUCUGUGAAUAUUGCGGAAGAGGGUUCCCUAGCCUAUAUGAGAUUCAAAGGCAUCAGGUAACAAAACAUGGCACAGGUCCAUACCUGGAAUGUUCCCACUGCCACUUCAAAGCUCCAAGGAAAUUUGAAUUGAUUGAACAUAUACGCUUACAUACUGGUGAACGUCCAUACACUUGUGACAAAUGUGGAUUGACCUUCCGUAGACGUGCAAUAUGGAGAAAUCAUUGUUUACAUCACUCAGAUAAGAAAAUCCAAUGCCCUCAGUGUCCAAGGAAGUUCUACCAAAGAAGUGAGAUGUUAGCACAUGCAAAUAAUAUACACAAUAGAGUAUAUGUUUAUGCCUGCAGUCUCUGUGAUGUGAGAUACGCUAAAACUGCAACUGUGAGGCGGCAUAUGACCGAGCGUCAUGGUAUUCCAAGAGAGAUGCAGGGAAAAAUUAUAAGGAUUAACAAUGUGUCCAGCUAUCGGGAACAAUAGUGUCUGUAAAUAUGUCUACUUAUCAUAAUUAUGUAUGUUGGUACUAUGAGUGACAAGAUUAUUGUUUAAAGUUCUAUUUGUUAAGUGACAUAUU
Messenger RNA from Maniola jurtina (meadow brown), 1470 nucleotides. RefSeq names its product GDNF-inducible zinc finger protein 1-like. Gene Ontology annotation, molecular function: zinc ion binding; DNA-binding transcription factor activity; RNA polymerase II cis-regulatory region sequence-specific DNA binding. The transcript is spliced from 2 exons. Gene Ontology annotation, cellular component: nucleus. The record is from RefSeq and is a predicted model, not a curated record. Gene Ontology annotation, biological process: regulation of transcription by RNA polymerase II. NCBI's taxonomy places the organism in Eukaryota, Metazoa, Arthropoda, Insecta, Lepidoptera, Nymphalidae. The coding region runs from base 93 to 1376 and encodes 427 amino acids.